This is a messenger RNA of Helobdella robusta, 738 nucleotides long. RefSeq lists its product as hypothetical. NCBI's taxonomy places the organism in Eukaryota, Metazoa, Annelida, Clitellata, Rhynchobdellida, Glossiphoniidae. The record is from RefSeq and is a predicted model, not a curated record. The transcript is spliced from 6 exons. Bases 1 to 738 code for a protein of 245 amino acids.
AUGUCCGUAAAACUAGAAAGAUCUUUGUCAAGAUCUGACAGCAGAAAUUCUGUUUCACUAACUCCUAAACCCAAACCCAGAAAUAAUAGUAGUAACAAUAACAACAGCAACAAAAAUAAUAAUAAUAAAGAUGACGAUGACGACGAUAAAUUUUUUCUCGAUUGCAAAGUGGCCUAUCUAUCAGUUAUGGAUUCGCUUUCAGAGCCAUUGAAAUCGAAAAAAGAUUUGAAUAGAGGCCAGUUGCAGUUUAGUGAUUUUUGUAACAUUUGUCGAAAGAACGAAAGAACAACUACAAAAGAACUGCUUGCGGUUUUCCAUACUUUCGACAUCAAUGGCGAUGGAUACUUCGUCUCGAUGCUGAUGAAAUUGCAAGAGGAAAAAUUUAGAGAGGCUGAGAGAAAAUAUGAAAGAAGAAAUUCCCAGCCAACAACGCCAACUAAAUCGCCCGGUCGGGAAAACCAAAACAACAACAGACUGUGGGAAAAACCGGGGUUUGCUAAAAAUAGAAUCGCUUUUUUGGAAAAACCCAACUUUUACAAGGAUGGAAAGCCGAUAGCAUUGAAAGGAUCAUUCUAUGUAGGUGACGAUGGUGACGUCAGAAGUUACUACUACAGCGUCAAGCUACCACAACAUACCAGGGCGCCGACUUCAUGGGGCUUGGAAGGGCUCGAGCCCCUCUCAAUAUUAUUUAAUUCCUCGGGCCCGCACAAUGCUGAGCCCCCCAAUAUUUUGUUAUAG